CGUGCAUGGGAUAAAGUAGGGUCGCAUCGGCUGCCAAAAUGAGCAUUUAUUCUCACUUGUGGAGGAUUUUACAGAUACUCUUAGCGACUAUAGUCACGGUCGUCACGCAAGAGCUGGACAGCCAGGAGAUGCUGGACAACCCGGACAGCGUUCCUCCGUUCCCCGUCUUCCUGCCCGUGGGCUUCCAGGUGCGCGACGCGGACUCCGUGCUCUUCCUGAAGGAGGCCGGCCAGGACAUCAUGCGCAACUCCAGCAUGCGGAGCGGCACGCAGGCUCUGCUGGUGGGCCGGGCAGCGGGCGCCCCUCGCCUGCCGAUCCUCAACGUCACCUACGGGCCGCUGGGGGUGCAGCGCAUGAUCACGCCCGACCUGCUGGGCCUGCCGGUGCCGCUGUUCCGGCCCUCGCCGGACGCCUCGGCGGCGGGCUGGCGCGUGCGCUGGCACGUGCUGAGCCGCCACGUGACGUCGCUGGCGCCGUCGGUGCGCGUGCUCUUCUACGUGGCGGGCCGCGCCUGGGACCGCGGCGAGCGGGAGCCGGGAGGGGCGGCCGACCAGCUGCCGUGCGUCACCGUCUUCGCCUUCUGGCAGACGCAGGAGGUGCGUGCCUCGUGUCUGCUGGGCGCGCGCCGCGGGACCUGCCUGGUCGCGCUGGAACCCCCCGCCGGCUGGUUCAGCCCCGUGGUGGCCAGCUCCAGCCGGGAGAGGCUGAGCAUGGAGGCCCCCUCCGCCCGUGGGAACACCGUGGAGCUCUACUACCAGGCCAGGCCCAGCGAGGAGGGCAGGUGCCAGGACGCCGGCGGAAAAGGGGGAGCAGCAGGAGGAGGAGGAGGAGGAGGAGGCAGGGGAGCGAGGGAGAGGGUGCAGCUCAGGGCGGAGUACACCCCCGUCACGCCCAUGACGCGGAUCGGCAGCGUACGGCUGCUGCAGGAGAUGCAGGGCGCAGCACCGGUGACCCAGCUGCGUCUGGGGGACGCCAUCUUCAUCCAGACGUCGUCCAAGCCGCUCAAGCAGACGGACAUCGCCACCUUCUACGUCCUCAUCAGGAGCACUUCGCUGCUGGACACCUUCACUCUCAGAGCUUCACUGAAGAAAGGUGUGUCUUUUCGGACUGCCACACCCAGCAACACAUUGCUAUGGGACACCACCAUGGAUACAAGCGCAGACGGCACCAUCGCUGUCAUUUGUCAGCAGCGGUCAAGUGGUAAAAGGCCCAACAGCAAGCUGCUGGAGAUCCUGCAGCUGGACUUUGAGGUGGAGGAGCUGAGCACGCAGGCCGAGAGCCAGGUGAUCGCCUGGCAGCUGGUGCUGCCGUCGGACGCACGCGCCACGGGGCAGAUGGAGGGCACCAUGAGGAUCUACACCACCCAGAGAGACUUCAUCGGCCUGGCUCCACUCGUGUUGGACACAGAGAUAAUAAACACAGCCAUACUGACGGGAAAGAGGGUCGCUGUGCCAGUGCGGACCGUUGCCGUGGAGGCGAAUGGCUCGGUGACCGAUGUCUCGGACUUCACCGACUGCAGCUCUACUGAUGAAGAUGUCCUCAAGGUGUCAGACCGCUGUGACUAUGUGUAUGUGAACGGUAAAGAGCAGCGGGGGCGAGUGCGGAUGACGGUGAACUUCACCUACAGCUACCUGAGCGCCCAGCUGGAGAUGAGUGUGUGGGUCCCACGCCUGCCCCUGCAGAUCGAGCUCUCCGACAACGAGCUCAGCCAGAUCAAGGGCUGGAGGAUCCCCAUACAGGCCACUAAAAGGCUGGGCUGGAGCAGUGAUGAGGAGGACCGUAAGGGAAAAGGCUGCAUGCUCCAGUUUCAGCACGCCCUGGUGCGCGUGGUCACCCAUUUCGUGGCCGAGCAGUCGGAGGCGCGUGGCAGCGGCCCUCGCGAGCCCCUGGCCAUCUUCCUGGGCUCUGACUGGCAGGUGGACGUCACCAAGCUGGUGCGCUACUUCCUGAAGGUGGAGGACCCGCGCAUCGCCAGGUUGCAGGCUGGCAGGGUCCUGUCUGGGAAAGACGUGGGCACCACCAAAAUACAGGUCUUCUCCCCGCUAUCGGACUCCAUCCUGGCGGAGCGUACAGUGCGCGUUCUGGAGGAGCGGGUCAGCAUCAUGGAGCUCGGGCUGCAGCUGGUCAGCGGCCUCUCGCUCAGCCUGCAGCUCAGCCCCGGCAGCGACAGGGCCGUCCUCGCCACGGCAACCACGCAGGAGGAGCUCAGCAACCCCAAACAGGAGGCAGUGUUGAGCUCCUGGCUCCAGUUCAGCGACGGCUCUCUCACCCCGCUGGACUUCUACGACCCCACGCACUACCGCCUGUCCGUCACCUCCCUGGACGAGGGCGUGGUGUCGGUCCAGGGCGAGCCCCCGGCGGUGAGCGUGGUGGCAGAGGGCGAGGGCCAGGGGGCGCUGGUGAGGGUGGAGAUGGGCAUCUGCGAGGCAUGCCACAAGUCCAAGAGGAAGACCGUGCUGGCCGUGGGCCUCGGGAGCCUGAAGGUCAAGUUCCAGGUCGGGGGUAGGCGCGCGGGCAGUGGCGGGGGCAACCGAACUGGCGCGGAAGAAGGUGGCGGAACAGGCCCGGGAGGCGGGACGACGGGGAAGGAUGGCGGGAGCGACUAUGGCAACGACGGGGAGGAGGUGGCGGAGGGGAAGCAGCCAGGUUCGGCACUGCCAGGAACGGGUACGGAGCAGGACGUGGCUUCCAGCUCGGUGUCGGAGCGCGAGGAGAGCGCCAUGCGGAAGCUCAGCACUACGACCAAGCCCACCGUCAGGGACAGCCGGGGCAGCGGCGGCAGCCCUGGGGGUGCCAACUCCUCCGACGACUUGGGCAAAGGCCCUGGCAACCUGGUCAACUACAACAACUUCCCCGCCCAGGUGGAGGUGCCCAAGAGUGUGGAGACGGAGGCCAACGACAACAGCGGCGCCGCUAAAAACGGCGAGGACGGUGACGGAGACGAUGAGGAGGUUGGUGCCGGUAGCCUGGACAACCCUCUAGGCCUGCGUCCGCUCACCGACCUGGAGAUCGGCAUGUACGCACUGCUGGGGGUCUUCUGUCUGGCCAUCCUCGUCUUCCUGGUCAACUGCAUGUCCUACCUGGUCAAGUUCCGGCACAAGCAGUUGCCCGCGCAGGGCGGCUCGGAGCCGGCGGGCCACCACCACCACCACCGGCACGACUGGGUGUGGCUGGGCACGGACGCCGAGCUGGUGAUGAGCGCACCGGGCAGCCCCAUGCAGCACGAGCAGCACCUCCUCCACCAGCACCACCACGCGCACGCGCAGCAGGCCACCACCGUCAUCGACAUCGACCGCACGGGCAGCCUCGCCCGCAGGGGGCACUGCCCGGCCCUGGGCUCGCCCGCCGUCGCCACCGGCAACACCGUUGCCGCUGUCACCGGAGGGGUGAUGGUGGGAGGUUGCCAGGGGGGCACGUUGGUCCGAGGAGGAGGAGGAGGAGGUGGCGGGGAAGGGCCAGCAGGGUUGGCACGCGGCGAGGCGGUGCACUCGCCCACCAGCAAACGCAAGCGGGUGCAGUUCACCACCUUCGGCUCGCUGGACAGGCAUUCGCCCCACCUGCCGCCGCGUGUGAAUGGUAACGGGGGCAUCCACUGGGUGGGCAAGGAGUCGUCGGACUGCUGCGACGGAGGAGGGGGGGAUGGCGACGGGGAGAGUGAAACCCAAGUGCCCGAUUCAGACUCUCUAGAGCAGCUUUAAUUAACCAUGCAGAGGACCUGGGACGUAGCGUCCAGACAUAAAAAAAAAAAUAAAUAAAUAAAUAAAAACAACUGC
Alosa sapidissima (American shad) is the source of this 3773-nucleotide messenger RNA. RefSeq names its product transmembrane protein 132D. The coding region runs from base 39 to 3698 and encodes 1219 amino acids. The record is from RefSeq and is a predicted model, not a curated record. The transcript is spliced from 9 exons. NCBI's taxonomy places the organism in Eukaryota, Metazoa, Chordata, Actinopteri, Clupeiformes, Clupeidae.